Molecule: messenger RNA, 5230 nt
Organism: Terrapene triunguis (Three-toed box turtle)
Lineage: Eukaryota; Metazoa; Chordata; Testudines; Emydidae
Gene: WDR7
Product: WD repeat domain 7
Exons: 28
Coding region: 122-4411 (1429 amino acids)
Cellular component (GO): cytoplasm
Molecular function (GO): protein binding
Source: RefSeq, a predicted model, not a curated record
AGUGGGGCACAGGGGCAGAGAGCCCUGGGUACCCCCUUCCCCGCGAGCAGGGGCCAGGGCCGGGCCACGCACCACAGACUGCGGCAAGAUCGGGUCUUGCCUGUACAGGAGUGAAAGCAAAAUGGCAGGAAACAGCCUUGUUCUACCAAUCGUGCUUUGGGGUCGCAAAGCUCCCACACACUGCAUAUCAGCCAUACUGUUAAUGGAUGAUGUUUCAAUGAUUGUCACAGGAUGUCAUGAUGGACAGAUAUCUCUCUGGGACCUUUCAUUAAAUCUAGAAAUUAAUCCCAGAGCGCUGCUGUUUGGUCACACAGCUUCAAUUACAUGUUUGUCCAAAGCCUCUGCUUCCAGUGAAAAACAGUAUAUAGUGAGUGCAUCUGAAAGUGGGGAGAUGUGUCUGUGGGAUGUGAAUGAUGGGAGAUGUAUAGAAUUUACAAAACUCGCCUGCACCCAUACUGGAAUACAGUUCUACCAGUUCACAGUUGGGACUCAGCGUGAAGGCAGGCUACUGUGUCAUGGCCAUUACCCAGAAAUUCUUGUUGUGGAUGCUACCAGUCUCGAGGUUCUUUAUUCCUUAGUGUCAAAGAUUUCUCCCGACUGGAUCAGCUCCAUGAGUAUUAUUCGAUCCCAUAGAACACAAGAGGAUACUGUCGUAGCAGUUUCAGUGACUGGUAUUCUGAAAGUGUGGAUUGUAACUUCUGAAGUUAGUCGGAUGCAGGAUACGGAACCAGUAUUUGAGGAGGAGUCUAAACCAAUUUAUUGUCAAAACUGCCAAAGCAUUUCUUUCUGUGCAUUUACCCAACGAUCACUUUUGGUAGUGUGCUCCAAAUACUGGAGGGUUUUUGAUGCUGGAGAUUAUUCCUUGUUAUGUUCAGUUCCCAGUGAAAAUGGACAAACGUGGACUGGCGGUGACUUUGUAUCAGCUGAUAAAGUGAUCAUAUGGACAGAAGAUGGACAAAGUUUUAUUUACAAACUACCAGCCAGUUGCCUACCAGCUAGUGAUACGUUUCGCAGUGAUGUGGGAAAAGCUGUUGAAAAUUUAAUUCCUCCUUUACUGUUCAGUGUAUUGGACCGAGCAGAUAAACAGCUGCUUAUCUGUCCCCCUAUUACUCGAUUCUUCUAUGGACGCAGGGAGUGUUUCCAUAAACUUCUAAUCCAGGGAGAUUCUUCAGGGAGACUGUGUAUUUGGAAUGUGCCAGAUACACUUGAACUGCAAGACAACACAGAAGGACUGCAAAUGACAACUUCAACUUCUCUGCAAGAAGCUUUUUGUAAACUUACUCCUCGUCCUGCUGGAAUUAUAGACCAAUUAAGCUUAAUACCAAACAGUAACGAACCACUUAAAGUUACAGCCAGCGUGUAUAUCCCAGCACAUGGACGCCUGGUUUGUGGUCGUGAAGAUGGAAGCAUUGUUAUUGUGCCAGCAACUCAAACUGCAAUAGUUCAGCUUCUGCAAGGAGAGCACAUGCUAAGGAGAGGUUGGCCACCUCACAGAAAUCUCCGGGCUCAUCGGAACAAAGUUACAUGUUUACUGUAUCCUCAUCAGGUCUCAUCUCGUUAUGACCAAAGAUACUUGAUCUCAGGUGGUGUGGAUUUCUCAGUCAUUAUAUGGGACAUCUUUUCUGGAGAAAUGAAACACAUCUUCUGUGUCCAUGGUGGAGAGAUUACACAGCUUCUAGUUCCACCAGAAAACUGUAGUGCAAGAGUCCAGCACUGCAUCUGCUCAGUAGCCAGUGACCAUUCAGUAGGACUUUUGAGUUUGCGAGAGAAAAAAUGCAUUAUGCUAGCAUCUCGUCACCUUUUCCCUAUUCAAGUAAUAAAGUGGAGGCCUUCAGAUGAUUACCUGGUGGUGGGAUGUGCAGACGGAUCUGUGUACGUCUGGCAAAUGGAUACUGGUGCACUGGAUCGUUGUGUGAUGGGGAUAACGGCAGUCGAGAUCUUGAAUGCUUGUGAUGAGGCAGUUCCAGCUGCAGUAGAUUCCCUUAGUCACUCAGCCGUCAAUCUAAAACAGGCUAUGACUAGACGUAGCCUUGCUGCUCUAAAAAAUGUGGCCCAUCAGAAACUACAGACUCUUGCUACUAACCUUCUGGCUUCUGAAGCAUCUGACAAAGGGAAUUUGCCUAAAUAUUCACACAAUUCUCUGAUGGUUCAAGCCAUAAAGACUAACCUAACAGAUCCAGAUAUACAUGUGCUCUUCUUUGAUGUAGAAGCUCUGAUUAUUCAGCUACUGACUGAAGAAGCCUCUAGGCCUAAUACUGCACUCAUUUCCCCAGAGAAUUUACAGAAAGCAUCUGGCAGUUCUGAUAAGGGGGGGUCUUUUCUGGCUGGCAAACGAGCAGCAGUGCUCUUCCAGCAAGUCAAGGAAACGAUCAAAGAGAACAUAAAAGAACAUCUUCUUGAUGAUGAAGAUGAGGAUGAAGAAUCAAUGAGACAGAGAAGGGAAGACAGUGACCCAGAAUAUCGCUCCAGCAAAUCUAAACCAUUAACCCUAUUAGAGUAUAAUCUAACCAUGGACACAGCAAAGCUUUUUAUGUCCUGUCUUCAUGCCUGGGGUUUGAAUGAAGAUCUAGAUGAUGUUUGUCUUGAUCGCCUUGGCAUGCUUAAACCGCACUGUUCUGUGUCCUUUGGUCUGCUAUCUAGAGGAGGCCACAUGUCUCUGAUGCUUCCAGGAUAUAACCAGUCCAUAGGCAAACCAUCAUAUGGUAGUGUGGAAGUAGGAAGGAAAAUGUCCAUUACAGAGGGACUAGGAAGGGGGACAUAUGGAGUAUCACGUGCAGUCACUACUCAGCAUCUCCUGUCUAUUAUCUCUUUGGCGAAUACUUUGAUGAGUAUGACUAAUGCAACGUUUAUUGGAGACCAUAUGAAGAAGGGUCCAAUCAGGCCUCCUAGGCCAGGCACCCCAGAUUUGUCUAAAAUGAAGGCUCCCCCACCAGCUUCCAGUAAUGCAGCUCAAGGGCAAAUUAAACAAGUUGCUCCUGCUGUUUCUUCUAGCACUGAAGCUGAUCGCUCUGGCUCUGACCCUGCUCCUACUUUACGUAGCUGUUUCUUAGUAAAUGAAGGAUGGAGUCAACUAGCUGCUAUGCAUUGUGUUAUGCUCCCUGACCUGUUGGGACUGGAGAAAUUUAGACCUCCUCUUCUUGAGAUGCUAGCUCGCAGGUGGCAGGAUCGAUGCUUGGAGGUAAGGGAAGCUGCCCAGGCCUUGCUGUUAGCAGAACUGAGAAGAAUUGAACAGGCAGGGCGGAAAGAAACAAUUGAUGCUUGGGCUCCAUAUUUACCACAAUAUAUUGACAGUAUUAUAUCACCUGGAGUGACAGCGGAAGCCAUUCAAACUGGUAGUGCAAGUCCAGAUUCAUCAGGGUCAGAAGUCAAAGUUCAGGAAGAAGAGCAUGAUCUUGUUGAUGAUGACAUCACAGCAGGUUGUCUGUCUGGUCUCCCACAAAUGAAAAAAAUAUCUACAUCUUAUGAAGAGAGACGGAAGCAAGCCACUGCUAUUGUCUUGCUAGGAGUGAUUGGAGCAGAAUUUGGAGCUGAAAUUGAACCUCCAAAACUGUUGACGAGGCCACGCAGUUCCAGUCAAAUUCCUGAGGGAUUUGGUUUAACUAGUGGUGGAUCAAACUAUUCCUUGGCAAGACAUACUUGGGUUGCUGAUAGCAUCACAAUGGGGCUGCCUCUGAGUCCAGCAGCUGACUCCGCCCGCUCUGCACGACAUGCUCUCUCACUCAUUGCCACUGCCAGACCACCCGCCUUCAUAACAACUAUCGCCAAGGAGGUGCAUAGACACACUGCACUGGCAGCAAACACUCAGUCUCAACAGAAUAUUCACACCACAGCUCUUGCUCGGGCUAAAGGAGAGAUCCUAAGAGUCAUCGAAAUACUAAUAGAUAAAAUGCCCACAGAUGUUGUGGAUCUUCUUGUAGAGGUUAUGGACAUCCUCAUGUACUGCCUUGAAGGAUCCUUAGUCAAAAAAAAGGGACUUCAGGAAUGCUUUCCAGCCAUCUGCAGGUUCUACAUGGUCAGCUAUUAUGAGCGGAGUCACAGAAUAGCAGUUGGAGCUCGCCAUGGUUCAGUGGCCCUGUACGACAUCCGGACUGGAAAAUGUCAGACUAUCCAUGGCCAUAAAGGGCCAAUAACUGCUGUGGCUUUUGCUCCUGAUGGACGGUACCUUGCCACUUAUUCCAACACAGACAGUCACAUCUCCUUUUGGCAGAUGAACACCUCUCUUUUGGGAAGUAUUGGAAUGCUGAAUUCUGCACCUCAGCUCCGCUGUAUUAAAACAUACCAGGUGCCUCCUGUCCAGCCUGCCUCACCAGGUUCACACAAUGCACUCAAAUUGGCACGGCUGAUCUGGACUUCCAAUCGCAAUGUUAUUCUUAUGGCGCAUGAUGGCAAAGAACAUCGAUUUAUGGUCUAGAGUCUGGCUCUGUAUUGCUAGAAAUACAUUUUUUGUUGUAAAAUUCCCUGUAAUUCUCUCUUUCUCUGUUUUUUUGUAACACUGGAUUACCCACACCAGUGCCUAUAUAAAUCAUCCAGUGGGACCAGCCAGACUGCAACAUUUCUGCAUGGUUCCCUAGAGCAGAAUCUUGCUUGUGUCAGCUAUUGAUUCAGAGGUAUGCCCACCAGCUCAACCAAGUGUGGUUAUUGUAUCAUCAUGUAGUUUUUCCUUGCCGUUGAUAGGAGGGACGAAGAUGGCUAUUGGGAAUGCUCUUGUUGCUUGGUGCAACAGAAACUGAAAAAAAUCAAUAACACUGAGGUUGCACUCCUUGACUAGAUCAGCCUUUUCAGGAAUCAUACCCCAAUUUCUGAAGUUGGGCUGAAUCAAGUCACUUUUACAUUUUAGAUUGAAGUAAUGCAGAGCAGUCCUAAUUAUAAAUAUUAUUUUCCUUUUGAAGUUCUUAAAGAAUCUUACUGUUUACCAAAAAGGUUCCAUGUUUACAUGUACUUUCUUCUAGUGACUAUGGGGUGAUCAUUGGGUGAGGAGUCAUAGGCUUUAGCAGUUAGCUUCUUGGGGAUAACUGGCAUGGGAUUCAUGAGAAAGUAUAUGAGGAAUUAGGUUUUCAGGACAAGAGUAGCCUUUGUUCUCAUUUUGAAGAAGCAUAUUUCCUCAUAUAGAGUUUAAAUUCUUGAUUGAAUUGGAAGUUAUGGCAUACUAGGUCAUUGUUUCUGUGACCUGGAAGAAAGAAUUGAGCAGUCCACAUGUAAAUACCCAGAAUCUCUUAAAGAGGGGGAAAGG